This is a messenger RNA of Trifolium pratense (red clover), 2164 nucleotides long. Its product is annotated as molybdenum cofactor sulfurase-like. The coding region runs from base 173 to 2053 and encodes 626 amino acids. The transcript has a single exon. The record is from RefSeq and is a predicted model, not a curated record. NCBI's taxonomy places the organism in Eukaryota, Viridiplantae, Streptophyta, Magnoliopsida, Fabales, Fabaceae.
ACACACAUACAGAAACUAAGUAAUUAUAUGAACCCUUUAAUCAUUUAUUAGGCAACUUCCUCACAAGUCAAGACAACCUGUAUAGUAUAUGUAUGUAGGACACAUAUACAUUGAAUUAAGCGUUUACAACAAAACUUCAAGUCAAUGUUAAGUUUUGAACUCUGUAUCUAAAAUGCAACCACCAUGUUCUGGAAGAACAUCAUCAUCACAACAACAACCAUGUUUCAGUAGUUGUUUUCUAUCUCCAUUUCUUGUUUCUGAGAAUUCUCAUGAUAACACUUCAAACUCAAACACUGUCAAUAGAACAGAUGACUUAACCUCAGCCACUUCCUCAAGUCUGUCCCCAAACACACAUUUCACAAACCAUGAAUCUCUUCCACUUUUACAUGAGUCAUACAAUAACUUUAUCAAAGCUUUCCCUCAAUUUUCCACAACAUGUGAAAUAGACGAAAUUCGAGAACAAGAGUAUCAUCACUUGAAUAAUAGUCUCUCCAAUAUAUGUUUCGAUUAUACUGGAUAUGGCCUUUUCUCUUAUGUUCAGCAGAACCAAAACUCCGGUUCAAUUGCCUCGUGUUCUUCUUCUUCGUCUACUCGUUACUUGAACUUGGAACAAUCGUUCUUUGAUGUAUCAAUUAAGUCGAUGAAUUUGAAGUCACAGAUACUCUACGGUGGACAUGAGUCCGAAAUAGAGUCGAGAAUUAGAGAAAGAAUAAUGACAUUUAUGAAUGUCUCCGAAACCGAUUAUGCCUUAGUUUUCAUUGCUAAUGAGGUAUCUGCUUUUAAACUUGUAGCUGAUUCAUUCCAAUUUCAAUCAAAAGGAUCAGAGCUUCUUACUGUUUAUGAUCAUAACAAUGAGGCAUUGGAAAUGAUGAUUGAUAGCUGCAAAAAACAAGGAGUACAAAUUUUAUCAGCAGAAUUCACAUGGCCUAAUUUAGGAAUCGAAUGGCGAAAACUAAAGAAGAUGAUAACAUGUAAAAAGGAGAAGAGGAAAGGUAGUUUAUUUGUAUUUCCACUUUAUUCAAAGGUUACUGGUUCACCAUAUUCAUAUUUUUGGAUGUCUUUGGCACAAGAAAAUGGUUGGUGUGUAAUGCUUGAUUUAUGUGCAUUGAGACCUAAAGAAAUGGACACUUUAGGUAUGUCUAUGUUUAAACCUGAUUUUAUGGUUUGUUCAUUUUACAAAGUUUUUGGUGAAAACCCAUCAGGAUUUGGUUGUUUAUUUGUCAAAAAAUCAAAUCUUUCUUCUCUUAAAGAUUUAGGAAAUGCUACAAGCAUAGGAAUUAUAAGCAUUGUUCCUACACUUACACAAUGUAACACGUCGAAUUUUUCUCGUCAAAAUGACACUGAAAAGUCAAACUUCAGAUUACCAGAGUUCUCUACUCCUGAAAUCCAAAAGAGUAAGACUAAAAAAAAGCAGGUCGAGGUCGAGGUAACAUCGUCGUCAACAUCAGAAGUUGUGGAGCUACAAGGCAUGAACAUGAAGGAUGAAAAAUUGGAAAUUGAGUGUAGAGGAUUAGACCACGCACACAAUGUGGGAUUAAUAGUGAUUAGUACAAGAACAAGGUAUUUAAUUAAUUGGCUUGUUAAUGCAUUAAUGAGUCUUCAACAUCCACAUGAUGAAAAUAGAUUUUCAUUAAUUAGAAUAUAUGGGCCAAAGAUAAAUUCUCAUCGUGGACCUACCAUUGCAUUUAAUAUAUUUGAUUGGAAAGGAGAAAAAAUUGAUCCAGCACUUGUUCAAAAGUUAGCUGAUAGGAAUAAUAUCUCUCUAAGUAGGUCAUUUUUGAAAAAUAUCAAGUUCUUAGAUAAGAACCAAGAAGAGAGGGAAUGGGCCUUGGAAACAAAAGCAAAUGAGGUUGAAAAGUUGGGCCUGUCCAAGAAGAAGAAAAGCCCAAAUGGGCCUGGGAUAUUGGUUUUAACAGCUACUUUGGGCUUCUUGACAAACUUUGAAGAUGUUUAUAGGUUUUGGGGUUUUGUUUCUAGGUUCCUUGAUGCUGAUUUUGUGGAGAAAGAGAGAUGGAGAUACAUUGCUCUAAAUCAAAAUACUAUUGAAGUUUGAAUUUGUUGUUACUUACUAUUUUUGCUUUUCUGGUUUGUCAUCAAACUCACAUUGUUUAUGGUCAUAUUAUUUUGGAAUAAAAUUAAAACUCUUGAAGAUUUAAGUUGUAUA